AUGGCGCGCCGCCCCAUCCUUGCGCUGGCUUUGCUGGGCUGCAUCUACCAGUUCUCCCAGAGCUUCGUGGGCACGCCGAGCACGCCCCGCGACCUGAGCCGCGUGCCGGCGCGCGUGAGCGCGGAGUACUUGGAGCGCCUCGGACCCAAGGAUUCCGAUGUGCCCUUCGACGGCACGUCGGCGACUGGCCCGGGCGCCGCCGUGGAGUUCAAGAAGAGGCCCUUUGGCAUCCUGCGCUACCAGCCAGGCAACGGCAUGAAGGGCGCCAUGGCCAUGGAGAUCAUCCCCAAGAGCCGCUACCCGGGCGACCCCCAGGGCCAGGCCUUUGCCUCAGGCGUGCAGAGCGGCUGGGUGGUGGCCUCCAUCAACGGCCAGAACGUGCUGAGCGAGGACUUCGGCAAGAUCAUGGACUUGCUGGACGAUGAGGUGGCGGACCCGCGAUUCUCCAAGUCCACCGCCCUGGCACUGGAGAAGCAGGGCGGACGCAUGGCGGAGCCUGCGGCGGCACCUCUGCAGGUGACCUUCGCUUCCAUCCCAGGCUACGUCUACAAGGGCGCCGAGCUCAAGGAGGACGGCCAGGUGCCCAUUCCCGGCCUGAAGUUUCAGAAGGUCCCUCUGAAACUGCUGUCCCUGGGCUACGCCGCGUCUGCGGAGGGCGGCCUCGAGAAAGGCUCGCUGACAGGGUUCCCCUACUCCACAGACAACUCCGCCGCUCUGCUGCUGGCCUUGCCUCGCCUGGGCGGGCGCAUGACUCUGGGCCUGGAUGCGCCGGCAGUGGGCGGCGACAGCGACGACAGCGGGCACAUGGAGUUGGACUACGAGCAGCGGCUGCCAGGAGAUGGCCUCGCGGCUCUGAAGAUGAAGACCAACGGGGAGUGGGGCGCCAGCUUCCUCCAGGAGGUGGAGGAUGUGGGGGUGGUCAGCGGCGCGCUGAACUCGCAGUUGGAUUGGAAUUUGGAUUUGAACCAGACGUACGAUGCCGUCAGGGGCUUUGUGCCCACUGUGGCUUACGGGGCCACGCAGGACGGCCUCCGAGUGCGCGCGCGCGUGGCAAAAGCCUUCUCGCCGUCCUGGUUCGGGAGCUACGGCCUGCAGAACAUCCCAGGGAAGUACUCUCCUGUGGACUUUGUGCACGACAGCACUGUCACCUUCUCCAAAGGUGCGCACACCAUUCAGGCGGCGGCUGCAUAUGACCGGCAGCUGUUGAAGUCGCCUUUGACGGGCUCCCUGUCGUACGCGUUGCGGACGAGGAUCGCGACGCUGUACGCGGCUCUUGACAGCCAGCAGUACCGACUAGCGGUUGCAGCUGGCCACAAGCAGAUGACGGCGUCUUUGGGCCGCAAGAACGAGGACGGGCUGCGGCCCUCCUGGCUGGAGCUGCGGCUGGGCAAGGUGGCCGCCACCUUGUCCUCCGACGGCUCCUCCAAGCCCCGGCUGCGCCUCUCCAAGCAGCUUGGCCCGGUCUUUGAUUUGUUGGAUGAGUUGCCCGGAGUUUCGGCCUUUCGUUGUUUCAACGACGCAAUCACUGCGGAUGCUGGACGUGAGAGCGCAGAUGUGGCCUGGAUCUUUCAGCGCACGGAUCAGGAUAAGGCGCUGAAGCGCAUGCGGGAGCGGCGCAUGCUGGUGGGCUUCGACUUUGACUGCACGCUGACAGUCCGGCACUUCUACAAGGUUUUCGCAUGGUGCUAUCCCUGCGGCAGCCACAGCCAUCCCCACUACGAGGCUUUCGCCGAUUGGUGCGAAGAGCGGAAUGUGGAGCCUUCGUUGCAGCUCCAGCUCCCGCGGGGCCAGCAGCUGGAGAUGGAUGGCAUCUUGAACGAGUUCACCAGGAAGUCUGGCGCAGACACCCUCAAGGACCUUCUGCGCGAGGUGUUCUUCGGGGGGGAGGCUCGCAUCAAGCUGGUGGCGGAGUCGCUGAGUCGAAUGCAGCAAGCAGGGGCAGACUUCGGCAUCGUCACUGCGGGAACCUCCACGGGGGUGCUGCGGGUGCUGACGGCGGUGCCUGAGUGGAUGCCUUUCUUCCCCAGCAACCGCAUCUGGGACACCUCCCAGGGCCGGCACUCCAUCGGGUCUGUCGCUGGGCAGAAGGUGCUGAUGCUGCGGGACAUUGCCAGCGCCCAGGCUUAG
Molecule: messenger RNA, 2127 nt
Organism: Effrenium voratum
Lineage: Eukaryota; Dinophyceae; Suessiales; Symbiodiniaceae
Source: the annotation of a GenBank genome assembly